AUGGGGACAGAAUAUCUGGGACUCCAUGCCAUUGGAUGGCAUGGAAUGAUCAAGACCUGGUGGGACAAAGUACUCGCUGUACUGCUAUUGACCACCAUCGUCCUGGGUUGUCUAUACAUUCUGUUCAUUAUCGGGAAGAAGCUUUACGCUCGCUGGAAGGGGAGACGCCAACUGUCCGCCGCCCCCGUGGCCAUCACUCGUUAUCUCGACCGCUUGAAGAGGGAAACGAAACCUCUCCGUUCGCAGAAUCCUGAAAAGGUGGAAUUGAAGACAUUUGGAGUAUAUCUGGGGUCGAUAUCCAGCCCUCCUAGUCCAGAGCAGUUGUCCAUACUGUCGCGAUGGGACGUUAUCGUGGUCGACCCUCUUCAACAUGGGGUGGUGAGCGGUAUAUACAAUUAUUGUUCCUCCACCCACGUCCUUGGACGGCUGGAUGUUCAAAGUUUGGUAAUGAUCGACACAAGCGUCACAAUCGAUGAAGUCAUUGAAUCUUUGUGUGUCGUUGCUCAAACAGUCAUCUCGAAUUUCAGCCAUCCACAAGGAAGGGAGGCGCCACUUCACGGAGUCCUCUUGGCAGACUGGCAGAAGCAUUUCCAACCAGUUGUACUCAACCAGUUGGUCCAAUACCUCAAUGGUGUUGGACUCGAUGUAUGGCUGGAGAUGUCACCGCCCGACUAUCUCAGUGAGCGUGAAUGCCGCGACAUCGACAUAAGCCGCAUUCGCGGCGUUGUCUACCGCAACGGUACGAUAUUUCCCGACGGCAACCAACGGGACUACUUUCAGAUGGAAAAGAUCCGGACUGUCAUGCGAGUUGUGGCUGCCCAAAAGGCUAUGGGAGGCUGCACUCACGCCAUGUGGGAGACAGUCCAGGAUGAUGUGGACGUAUCCCACCAUGUUCUCGGACGGACGUUCAAGUGGUGCGGCUACAACAGCGCCAUGACCUGGAUCGGUCCUCAAUCCGCUCUGACCGACGCCGAAGUUGCCGGUCGUCGAACAAUCAGGAACGAACCCCUGGGAGCAUUGAUGUGGUUGAAGGACGAUAUCGUGCUCAAGGCGCACGACAACUGGCGCUUCAAUGACACGGUGACGGGAGUCUCGGCUGAACAUGAUGCUCGCUUCGAAAGUCUAAAAACCUUUGUACCGGAUAUCCUCGACAAAAUGACCAUCGUUCCCUCCAGUAAUCGGUCACUGGUUGCUGCGAGCACAAUUGAUAUCGCUCCGGUUGACUGGCCAUCAAAACUGGAUUACGCGCACAUGAAUCCCUUCUCUGUCUCCUCCGACGGUGUCGACUACACCGGUCUAGGCUGUUUCCAAAUGGGCCAUGACUGUUCUGAUAAAGAUAUUCUUGACCUUCUCGAGGCGCAACGGAGCAUCCGCGACCUAGAUCUUCUCGACCGGAUUCAAGUAGAGGAGCUGCGUCGUAUGGCAGCGGAUCUGCGUGCUCUUCUCAAAUCGCAGAAAGCUUCCACCGAUGCCGGCGCCAUGUCCGCCGCAGUCCAAGAGUUGAUUGAUCUCCUUUCCUCCGGCAACGGUGCGGAAAAUGACAAACUUCGGAUCUGGGUCGGCCUGCACUCAGGAUUUCGCACGCGCCGUGAGUCCCAGGUCUGGGGCAUAUAUGAGGUUGAGGCUCUAACGGGCUCGAUGGACAUUUUCAUCUCUGGCAAGACGGUCGAUCGGACAGGAACCAUCUUGCACACCUUCCUGUCGCGUCGCAGGUUCAGCCGGUAUGAAUGCCUCAAGGCGGAAAUCGCUCUCGCGAACGCCAGAAACACACUUUCUCCGAAAUGGGAUCUGCCUCCUCGACUGGUGAACGACAUUGAAGACCUCAGUCCCGCAGAAGCCCUGCUAUGGAUGCAGCGGUUGACACUGUCGACAUGUAAAGAGUCGUCCUCUGUAGUCGCUAAAGUUCGCAGUUGCUGUGAAUAUCAGCUGCUGCAAGUCCCUACUCUGAGCCAGUUGCGAGCUAUGACUUCGACGGGCUAUCUCAGUGGGGAAGUCUCGGCCAAGCAGCUUGUCGAGGGUCGUCUGGCCUGGUACCGCGACCAGGGGUGCGUAUCCCUCGAACCCAGAAAUGCGCUGGCACUAUUCGAAGAGAUCGACACGCGUCUUCCUGAGAUGCUCAUUGAGGCAGACGGCACGAGUCUGGCCCAGCUUACCGAAGUCAUGGAGGCCAUUCUCCAACCGGGCCGAAUUGAUGUGAAGGCAGACUUUCUUGCCCUGUCCCUCUUCUGCGCCUUUCGUAAGCUGGCCAUGAACGAGAUUUACCUCGAGGUUCUUGAUCGCAACCCUCGUCCGAACCUCCACCACGUGCAAACGGCUUGCUUUGCUGAGAAUUAUGCAGUCGGGGCCAGGUGCGAUGCUUACAUCGACAUGACGCCCAAGGCCAUUGGCAAGAUCUUGUCCGAUCGUAUCCGCGCGUACUAUCGCCAGCACCAACCGCCUCGACGAGAGGAAGCCUUCACCGAUCUUCCCACUGCUUAUGCGUCCAUGGAUAUCGAUCUGGACCCUAACGGAGGACAAGACGACCUCCCUCUGUCAUACCGCUUUACGUUCCUUGGUAUUUUUGCAGUUCCGGCGCUCAUCGAUAUCACUCUCCUGACGACCAUCGGUCGAGGCCUGUAUCUCACGACGUUCAUGAGCAAUGAUGUUAAAACGUUGGCGACCACUGCCUUGAUGGUUGCGUUGCUACUCUGCGGUGGCUUCGGUGGCUGGAUCAGCUCGGGAGGCAGCUACUACCUAUAUGCCAUGGCUUUUCCUGCGAUGAGCAUGUUCGUCAUGACCCGGUUCAUUGCUGGUCUAGCAGUCGUGUCUGUGGGAGGUAUCUUUGCAUUCAUUGGCAUCGGAAUCGCCAAAGGCUUUGUGUCUGCUGUUGUCUUUUCCGCAUACCUGAUAAUGCUGACGCUUUAUCUGAUGACGCUGUCUGCAUUGUCCAUCUAUCAGCUCCCUGGAUUCCAGUUCCAGUCGGGCCGCACGGUAAUUAUGUGCUGCGUUCCUAUCCUGUUCGUUUCUCCCGUCCUUACGAUUUGGGUCAAACACGACAUAAUCAUCUAUCCCUGCGUCCUGGCCGUCUUUUUGACUGCGCUACUUCUCGGUGCUCGACGUGUGAUUGCCAAGUGGAAUAAUUGGUACCUUGAUAUUCCCUGCAUCACUGACGGCCAGGUAAUCGACUGGUACCAGCGGACGUAUCUCGCCAGUGAAUCUACCGAUGAUGCCGAUAAGGAGUUGGCAUCCACUGCGCUGGCCCGCCAGACACUCUUGGCCUGUGUGCUGAAGGAACGAAAGCGUUGGUUCUGGACCAGGUCCACGGCCGACCCCUUCGUCAAGCGUCUCGCUGAGGAAUAUUCCGCAACAAUGUUUCUGAUUGUGUGGUACUGCAAAUUUUCCCGGACGAGGCUUCCUCUUGCCUACAGCCCAACAUGGAACUUGCAGCUCAAAGCCGCGGUUGAUACCAUGGGCGACAUGCAAAAGGGACUCAAAUUGCAUAAUGCUUUCCUUCACUGGCGUCACACGGGUAAAGACGUCUGGGGCGGAAUUCUGUACUUCAUCAUCGCCCUCAUGGACAAGUGGACAGCCUUGUUUACCGGCGAAGGACUGGUCGGACUCUCCUCCGCGUCAAGCGAGACAUUCCGUUUGGCUGUAGGUUUCGGUCUAUGUUACUAUCUAAUAGGUGCCGUCAUUCUCGAUGGCGUCUCACAGCCGCUGUGGAUACUGGCACAUCAGAAGACACCUCAGCCGAUUCCCUCUCUGAAGUUCCUACGGGAAGCCACACGCAAUGAUGCACGCGCUCGACGGGCACUGUACUGGCGCAAUCUGCUCAAGUUCUCUUUCCUUCAUGUCUGGGCCAUUGCGGUCACCUGCGCUCUGGUCUGGACAUUUGAAGGCGGACGCAGUGCCAUCAUCAUGUACCUGGCCUAUAUCGGUGCAUAUACGGGUCUUCUUUGGUACCAGUAUAACAGAAUUUUCACUGGAUCCCGAUCGGAUCGAGCACUCACUAUUGGCGCUGUUGUUGGUUUCCUGGCUUGCAUCCUGCUGCGAGUCCUCCCGAGGGGGUUCGCUUACAGCGGUGUGCUCGGAUUGGCAGUUGGCACCUGGACCACGGCGAUUGCAUCUUUCCUCAGGGCUGACGUGGCAUGGCCCCGUGGACAGAACUUGACCGGUGUUGAUAAGGAUAAGGAUGCCGUAACGUACACCUGCAGCACACUGGAGCCAGAUCAGGAUUUCUCACAAACCACAUUAUCAAAUACCUUUGAUGCAAUCCGUGCUCUUUCUCCUGAGCUCCGGUACAAGUUGGAUCCUUCUCAACACCCUGGCGCGGAGGUAAUGCAAAUCCUUCAUUCAAAGGCCGAGAGCAAGACAUCCCCCAGCUUGCAACAAGCCUUUCCUCACGCAGAGACAAUAUUGCAUCGCACAGCCGAACUUUGGCAAUCAGGAGAAACAGUUGUCGAGCUUGUUUCAGCACGCCAUCUCUUGCUGCCACCACAGGACCCUACCAUGCGCGCGAUCGCACAAAGAACGGGAGACCGGCUUCACAUCUUCAUUCUGAUCAGGCUCGACCUUGUGGGGGAUGAGUGGGUCGUGAAUAUUCGUCGGAAUUGCCAAGCUAUCGCUGAGACUCUCGUUCAAGUUACGGCUGAAAGCAGACUGCAGCUUUCUCACGAUCAUGCAAUGCUAGCAGAGCUCUUGGUAGCCCAGCAUCAUGACAGUGGUUCGUUUGCUGUCCCUGAAGGCAUCAAGCGCCAGCUCGAGAGCUCGUCCCCUGAAAGGAAACGGGUGAUCACCAACGCUCAAAAGACAAUGCUCCGCCAUCUGCUCCUCGGAAUGGACCCUGAGAGGGAAUGGGAUCAUAUGCCUCGACACGUCCAUGCCUUCUUGUUAGAAAGAGCAUGCGGCCAACCGACUCGUCUUUCUCCAGCCGAUGUGGAGUGGAUUCGUUCCCGAGCUGGUCAAACCGACGCAGUGGACCUUCACUGUCUCGUUGCGAGGUAUAGCUUGAGUACUUCCGUGGCGGUACUUGUAGGCCAGUACGCCAGCGCGAUCGCUGCCCAUGAUGAGGACUUUGGACCCAGGUCAGAUUUCCGGGACUCGAGCUAUGAUCAACUGAUUACCACGGUGUCACCCGAGGUCGAGCUCAAGAACAAGGGAUUUAUCGACUUUAUCCGAGUCACAGUCAUGAGGUUUCUUCAGAAGAUUCGGACCUGUAUCAAGUUCACUGUGCUCUCCUUGGUCGCAGAUCCCGAGUUUCAACGAGAAUUGCACUAUAUCCUUCGUGGGCAGUCGGUGGUCUUCUCGUGGCCCAUCACAUGGAUUUUGACUGCUAUUUGGUCUUUCUGCAAGGCCCUGCAGGGCCUUAUCCUCCCCCUUGUUCUGUUACAUGGUCGAGACAAGGUUUCUGCGCUGUAUAAGAACAUGAAAGGACAGAAGACGGUGCUGGAAAAGAACCGUAUUGUCCUUGAAAGUUUGAACGGUCUCAUGACUUGUUUCAUGCAUGUCGAGACAGAGGGCUGUUCUCGGCUUUACCAAUACUCCGGUCGCCACGAGCAAGAACCAAGUCAACGGCAGAGUCUGGUGGCCAUCAACACAUACACCGACAAGCUCGUCCUCCGCAGCCGGGAAGAAUAUGAUGGCAAGGGAACCCUGCGGAACGAGUUUGUAUAUGAUUAUCCCGACACGUCCAGGGCAAAGCUCCCCAUGCAACGACAAUGCCUUGCUGGUGAGCUGGAGGGACAAGUAGUGCAGUACGACCAGCGAGGAUACAUCACCACCGGGUCCGCCAAGAGAGGCGUCAACCCCGUCCAAUUCCAGUACUGGUACCGCAAGAAUGCCAAGUUCGACGACGAGUUGCUUCGUGCCGAGUAUGUCUUUCCGCAUAUCAAAAUCAAGGUGGCAUGGAGUAUGCCGCCACCCGCGCGUCCGGAGCGCCUGGAUAAAUGGAUUCCCUAUCCGCGGGUCACUGAGGCAGUGUUUAUCCAGGAAGGUGAUGCCUACAAUGCUCAGUGGACAUAUGAUCACAAGUUCCAUCCGAUCAUUGCGACUACUCUGAACGGCGAACACAUUCCCACGCCGCCCAUGAUCUGCGACGACUGGUUCCAUGUCCUCGAAAAGCCAACAGGGUGCACCUUCUUGCAUGACAAUCCGCUUGUCUCGUUCUCUUCGACCAGAACGAACAUUAUUGCCCGUCAUCUGAGAUUGAAUAUCAAGCAAUAUCCAAUUCCAACCUCGCGUGCUCGAGCCCAUCUCUGGAAGUCUUGGAAAGCGUCCAAAGAGUUUGAUGCGGUUACUGCCCGGUGGUUAGACGAGAUUCUGCUUCGAUCUGAUCGUAUUCUCCGUCCGUACUGGAGGCGGCGUGACUGGGGUCGCCUGGAGUCAGCCGCAGACUAUCUCGACGCGCAGGUAGACACCAUUCUCGCUCGUGUCGACAUUGAUCCGGAAAUCAGUUCAUGGACUCAACUGGCCUUCAAGAUCAGCGACCUGUACAGUUUCGGCCAAGGAGGUGAUGCCAGGAUCAAUACACGUACACUGUCAACGCAGCUGCAAGAUACCGACAGCGAACUGCAUGUUUUAGCGAUGGACACUGGCACUUGGCCCAAUGAGCCAGGUGGUGUCUCUGCAUGCCGAAGGGACAUGGUCAACGAUCUGAAGCAUAUCCGGUGGCACAUCCUCGCUGAGGCGGCCAACGACUUCGGCGUCCCCAAAUUCCAGAUUGAGCGUAAUGUGCAGUCGCUGACUGUCCUGCCGCAAUGGGGUUUGGACUUCCUUAACCCGACACACGGUGUUUUCCAAAAUGUUUUGGACUCUGCAGUGGUCGAGAAGUCAUUCGACACCACCGUUGCAGAUAUCCGACGCAACUUCCUCCCCAUUCUAUCCAGCAUAGUUCGGUGUUCACGAGCCGUGCAGCUCACGCGCUCACACAUUGAGGAAGCGACGCGUGCCUUGGUGGACUUGAACACGUACUUUGAGUCGUCUCGCAGUUGGAACGAUGUUUGGAUGAGUGAUACUGUCAAGCAGGCGUGGAGAGAAAUGUGGCUCAGCGAAGACAUGCCCGGCGCUGUUCCUGUUUCACAAUGGUUGAAUUCCGAAAGACCCACGCUCCUGCAGCUCGACUCGGCAUUGGACAUGUGGCACCGCUAUCUCUUUAUCUUCUCCAUCCCCGUUCCCGACAAGAUUCCCGAUGUUUUCCAGGUUUCGCACCAUUUCACGGGCGCUACAUACGGUAUCCUGUGCAAGAUAAAGCGUCAAUGCGCCUUGCAUGUCUGGGACCAUUGCGUCUCUUUCCGUGAGAUGACCACAUUCUUGUCAUCCGCUGUGUCCUUCGAUUCAACCUUCGUCAAUACCUCUCUGAUUGGCUUAGGACAUCUUUCGUGCGUUCUGAUCCAGCACCACGCAGAUGUUGUCCUUCCAUGUGCCGAAUAUUUCAAUCCGGGAUGGGAAAUCGAACUAGGAACCUGCGAAGGCGCCCUCCAACAUCGCCGGACCUUCCGUCGAAAGAUUGACCCUGUUGUGAACGGGAUCACAAACAUGGAGAAAUACAAGCCAAUUGAGACCAUCAAGACUGCUACCCCGACAGUAGUCAUGUUGUCACAUAUUCGAUAUGUCAAAGACAUCAAGACAGCGAUCAUGGCAACUGACCUCAUUGUCAAUAUUUGGGGCUUCAAGGAUUAUCGGCUGCACAUCUACGGAGACAUGGAGCGCGCGCCGGCCUACGCCUCGGAAUGUCAGGAAAUCAUCGCCUCGAAGGGCCUGCGUGAGCACGUUGUCCUGAAAGGAUUGGGAAAUCCAUCCGUGGUGCUUCAAGAUGCUUGGUUGUUCAUGAACUCGUCCAUUUCCGAAGGUCUCCCAUUAGCCAUGGGCGAGGCCGCGUUGACUGGUGUCCCUGUGGUUUGCACAGACGUUGGUGCAUCGUUUUGUGUGGUCACCGACCGCACCACGGGUAAGAAGUUCAGCGAAGUGGUUGCGCCCAACGAUGCUAUAUCCCUGGCCAGCGCUCAGAUCAGGGUGCUGGCAUUACUGGGCCAAUGGAGCGCUUUUGCCGAGGACGAGGAGGGCUAUGUGCCCCCAAGUUUAUCGCUGCACCCUUCGCGUGAAGAGGUAGAACAGAUCACACGGCGUAUGUACGCAAAGGCCGAGCAGCGUCGAAAACUCGGCAUGCUGGGUCGGUCAAACGUCUACAACAAUUUCUCGAGUGAUCGGUACCUCCGGGAACAUGAACAAAUGCUCUGGCUGGGCAAGUACCAGAGCCGCAGCUACGUUACUCGAGGACCGGGAUCGUCGAGCAACUCCAGCGGGUUUUUCAAGGAGAAAUGGAAGUCGUCGAUUCUGAUUGAGCAAACCGAGGCGCUUCUGACCCCAAACUCGGACACGUGGUGGACUCCCUUCCGGCCGAGGUUGAAUCGAGGAAGUCGUUUUAGUGGCAUGAUCGAAGGAACUUCGGGAACACAGACACCGGUUUGA
This is a messenger RNA of Aspergillus viridinutans, 8445 nucleotides long. Its product is annotated as glycosyltransferase family 4 protein. The record is from RefSeq and is a predicted model, not a curated record. NCBI's taxonomy places the organism in Eukaryota, Fungi, Ascomycota, Eurotiomycetes, Eurotiales, Aspergillaceae. The transcript is spliced from 8 exons. Bases 1 to 8445 code for a protein of 2814 amino acids. Gene Ontology annotation, molecular function: glycosyltransferase activity.